UUGAGGAUUUGUUUACAAAUAAAUAUUUUUUGGAAUCUUGGGUUACUUUUGCUUUGCGGCCAAAUUUGUUUAUAUUCGGAUCUCCAAAUCUACUUGACAUCAAACUGUUGAUAAAUCAAAGUUUUCAAAAUGCGGAAACGGAUGCAAGUCAAAUACAAAGACCGAAAGUUGAUUGUCGCCUACGAACAGCAGACGGGAAACAACGAAUUCUUCACGUUCAAAGUGGCCCUACAGGAGGUACUGGAAGAGGACACUCUUUUUGUCCAGAAACUAGACUCCCAUUUUCCAGUGGUGGAAUACUUUGACGACGAGUUCGAAGAGUACUUCGAACUGAACCACACCUGCACCAUGCCACCGUCAGGCUCGGUCCUUCACCUCAAAUUCCUUCCCAGCAAGGAAUCAAAGUCGGAAGACGAAGAUGAAUCUCAACAGCAGGUGAUCGAAGGUACUUCAACUUCCUGCGACUUUCAAUUUGAGCCUCUUGAACCAAUCAUCAAAUCAGAAGCGACAGCUGCGGAGUACAAUAUCUGUGAAAGCCCUCCUAAGCAAAAUGAGAUGCAAGUUGUUGGGAGCACCAAUCAGAAGGAGAAAGAUCAAACUGAGCAGCCGUCGACCAGCCAAAAGAAGAGAGCCCACCAUAAAAAAACUCCCAGAUUCACCUUUGACAAUGUCAAGUUGCCUGUAUUCUCACUAAUGCUGAAGGAGUACAUUGACCAAGGUCUGUUGACACCUACGACUCCGAUCUUCGUGAAAGAGGUUGCCGAGCAUUUGUGGGCCCUUGUCAAGUACCCCACCCCCACGGAGUACACAAUUUACAGUAAAGCGCUGGUCGCCAAGUACCCGGGAGCCGGCAUGUACAAUCCAAAGACUGGUCAAAACCAUGACACACUGAAGAGCGCCAUUUCAGGCAGAGUUAGAAAUAUGAGACGCACGAGAAACAGAAAACCUGCCUUGUACAGCAGAAGCUGGACCGGCCCAAGGCUUGACAAUAGGAGCACAAAAUCCAAUACUGGAAUGAAUUGUAACCCUGAAACAAAGGCAACUGAUGAUAGUGAACUGGAAGAAGAUUUUGGUGAAUUUAUCGGCAGCAUGAUGGACGAAUGAGUUGUUAAAAAGUAAUUUUCAAUUAAAAUAUUGAUAUUAUUUUUGAUGCAAUAAAUUUUAGAUUUGUCUGGAUACGUACAAAAUGAGAACUUAAAAAUGAUAUAUUAAUAAUUCUAUCGGAGAGAAUUGUGAUCAACUGAUUUUACUUCUAGGUAAUUCAAUUUAAAUAAAGCAGCGAGUUAUAAAUCAUAAACUGCUCCAAUAAUGAUAUAUCUCUGUUAGAAAUUUAAAAAAAAAAUAAUAAAAAUCAUGAAAAUUUGUUACUUGAAAAGUUUGAAAAUAAAAAAAUAAAGUUUAAUUUCAUUUGAGUAUAGAUUUCAUCAAAUUUUACUAAAGGAAAUCUGAAGACAACCUUGUCAGUGAUAAAAAAUGUAGAAAAUUUACAAGAAUCAUGCACUGGGAUUUGAAUCGAUGCAUUUGAUAAAAGUAAAUUUCCUGAAUGUCAAAACUUUUGACUUUUAAUAUUAUAAUUAUAAAAAGGGUAGAGUUCAUGCAUUGUAGCUCUCAAUCUGCAUAUGCACUGUAAGCACUCUUUAUCCAAGUUGAUAAAAUAGAACUGCGAUGAAUGAUCAGCCUUGAAUAGAAAAGUUUCCUACAAACUCCCAGUCUGAAAUAAAAAUUAUUAAAUAUUCUUCAAUGUCUUUUGCUCUCUCUUAGGGACUGAUUAGUAAACAUGUCCACAUUGGCAACAUUGCUUUGAUUGCUUGGACCAUUAUGAAUACUAGAGUACAUAAAUUCUAGUAUAAUUAUAGUUCCAUUCGUU
Molecule: messenger RNA, 1867 nt
Organism: Neocloeon triangulifer
Lineage: Eukaryota; Metazoa; Arthropoda; Insecta; Ephemeroptera; Baetidae
Exons: 6
Coding region: 130-1104 (324 amino acids)
Source: RefSeq, a predicted model, not a curated record